CGAGGGAACCCCGGCGGCGAGAAGGAGGGGGCUUGGGUCCGGAUGGAGAGGGCUAGACGCGCCGUUCUUUGCGCGUUGGCUGGGUGAGCAGCCGGGACUGACUGUUGACAUUCCGUCCACGUCGGGGAGCGAGUGUGGCAAAGCCACAGUGACCCAGAAUGAUUUAAACCUUGAGGGAAAGGAGCCCUGACAUGGAUGGUGAUGGUGGCAGCAUGGCAUGAUGGAUCGACAAGAACAUGCUGGCGAGUCUGAAGGUCAAGAAGCAGGAGCUGGCCAACAGCUCAGAUGUGACCCUCCCAGACCGGCCACUGUCCCCUCCUCUCACUGCACCCCCCACCAUGAAGUCGGCGGAGUUUUUCGAGAUGCUGGAGAAAAUGCAGGGGAUCAAGCUUGAAGAGCAGAAGCCAGGACCCCAGAAGAACAAGGAUGACUAUAUCCCAUAUCCCAGCAUUGAUGAGGUUGUGGAGAAGGGCGGCCCAUACCCUCUGAUCAUCCUGCCCCAGUUUGGGGGCUAUUGGAUCGAGGACCCGGAGAAUGUGGGCACACCAACGUCACUGGGCAGCAGCAUCUGUGAGGAGGAGGAAGAGGACAACCUCAGCCCCAACACAUUCGGCUACAAGCUCGAGUGCAAGGGCGAAGCCAGGGCCUACCGCAGGCAUUUCCUAGGAAAGGAUCAUCUGAACUUCUACUGUACCGGCAGCAGCCUCGGGAACUUGAUUCUGUCCAUCAAGUGUGAGGAAGUGGAAGGGAUUGAGUACCUCAGGAUCAUUCUCAGGUCCAAACUGAAGACAGUGCAUGAGCGGAUCCCCUUGGCUGGACUGAGCAAAUUGCCCAGUGUUCCUCAGAUUGCAAAGGCUUUCUGUGACGAUGCAGUGGGACUGAAAUUCAACCCUGUCCUGUACCCCAAGGCCUCCCAAAUGAUUGUGUCUUAUGAUGAACAUGAUGUCAACAACACAUUCAAAUUUGGAGUCAUUUAUCAAAAAGCCAGACAGACCCUGGAGGAGGAACUAUUUGGGAACAACGAAGAGAGUCCUGCUUUCAAGGAGUUCUUGGAUCUGCUAGGGGACACAAUCACGCUGCAGGACUUUAAAGGUUUCCGAGGAGGCCUGGAUGUGACCCACGGACAGACAGGGGUGGAGUCAGUGUACACAACCUUCCGGGACCGGGAGAUCAUGUUUCACGUCUCCACAAAGCUGCCAUUCACCGAGGGUGAUGCCCAACAGCUCCAGAGAAAGAGACACAUUGGGAACGACAUUGUGGCCAUCAUCUUCCAAGAAGAAAAUACACCAUUCGUCCCAGAUAUGAUUGCUUCCAAUUUCUUACACGCCUACAUUGUUGUGCAGGUCGAGAGCCCAGGCACAGAGACCCCAUCCUACAAGGUCUCCGUCACUGCACGGGAAGAUGUGCCUGCCUUUGGCCCGCCUUUGCCCAGCCCCCCUGUUUUCCAGAAGGGCCCAGAGUUCAGAGAGUUCCUGCUCACCAAGCUCACGAACGCCGAGAAUGCUUGCUGCAAGUCGGACAAAUUUGCCAAGUUGGAGGACCGGACAAGGGCCGCCCUCCUGGACAACCUUCACGAUGAGCUCCAUGCUCACACACAGGUCAUGCUAGGACUGGGUCCAGAGGAGGACAAGUUUGAGAAUGGAGGCCAUGGAGGAUUCCUGGAGUCUUUUAAGAGGGCCAUCCGUGUACGCAGCCACUCCAUGGAGACCAUGGUGGGCAGCCAGAGGAAGCUGCACAGUGGAGGCAUUCCUGGAAGUCUCAGUGGGGGCAUUGUCCACAACAGCAUGGAGGUCACCAAGACUACCUUCUCGCCUCCGGCAGCAGCUGCGACAGUGAAGAACCAGUCAAGGAGCCCCAUCAAGCGGCGGUCAGGGCUCUUUCCCCGUCUGCACACGGGCUCUGAAGGCCAGGGGGAUGGCCGGACACGAUGUGACAGUGCAUCCAGCACCCCCAAGACCCCAGAUGGCGGACACUCUUCUCAGGAGAUAAAGUCUGAGACCUCAUCCAAUCCCAGCUCUCCGGAAAUAUGCCCCAAUAAAGAGAAGCCCUUCAUAAAGUUGAAGGAGAACGGCCGGGCCAACAUCUCCCGCUCCUCCUCCAGCACCAGCAGCUUCAGCAGUACUGCAGGAGAGGGCGAAGCCAUGGAGGAGUGUGACAGUGGGCCAGCCAUCCACAACCUCACCUUUCAAGCAGGAGGUGUUUGUCUACAGCCCCUCUGCGAGCAGCGAGAACCCCAGCCUGGGGGCAGCUGCCACCCCCAUCAUCAUGAGCCGGAGUCCAACAGGGAAGCCCAGUUCUGUCCUGUAGAAGGCUCCUGUUCCAGCAGUUUGGGGGUGCCAUCUGCUACUCUGACCAUCACAGGCCUGUUGCCCUACCGGCCACCUGCCCAUCAGACCGGCUUCCUGUGCCAUGUCCCAACCUGACCACGGCCCUGCUGGCUCCUUUAUCAACAUACCCUGCAAGAAUCUUCCCAUUUCUGGACAAGGCUUCAUUCCUGGAGGCUCCUCUGCUCUUGACCUCCAGCUGUGAUGUCUGUCUGGGUCAUUUGUCAUCAUCUUGCUUUGUCUGUAGGAGAGAGAGUUGGGCAAGAGGGGAUCUAGGUAUGGGAGCUCAGUCAGAGACUGGGGAGCUCAUUUGCAUCAGAGGCAGAAGGUGAUGAGGUGGAGAGCAGAGGUGAUAGCAGAACAUAAGGUGGGCCCUGUCUGUCCUUGGUCACAGUGCAGUGCCUUCCUGGAUUGGCAGACAGAAGCUUCACCACCACCAGUGCAUUUAGUGACCUAGUGGAGGUAGAGGGGCUGCUUUCCCAGGAGCCAAGACUAGCAACAUCUUGGAGGUUGUCCUGAUAAAAAUAGGCUCUAAGCUAGGUGCAUACCUGUAAUUCCAGCAACUCUGGAGGCAGGAAGAUUGAAAGUUCAGGACCAGCCUUGGCACUUAAUGGGACUUUUUCUCAAAUUAAAAAAUUAAAAGCACUGGGGACGUAGCUCAGUGAUAAAGCAACUUUGGGUUCAAUCCCCAUCCCCCUCCACCUACCCCACCAAAAAAAAACCUACAUUGGUCCCAGAUAUCUGGAACUCCAAACAUAUACUUGCUUUUGUGCUAAACAUUUCUGAUCUAGUCCCAGGGACAGGUCCAGGGAUGCUGUCAUCCCUGUUGCUAGGGGCUUAGGCUUGUGGAAGCACAGAGACUGAGCUGGUUAUAUCUGAGACCUGGGCUACACACUUCCUUGAUUGUAGCUGAAACUUUUUUCCCACUAAUUUUAUGCAGAUUCCUGACUAUCCUUGAUGUGGGAGAAGCCCCAGAAAAUCUUGCCCCUUUGACCAGACAUUUUGUUUCCCUAGGAACAGCUGGGAAGCCAGGAAUGAGAAGGAGUUCUGAGAGAGGGAACAGGCUAAUGCUGGGCAUCUGAGGAAAACCACAGGGUCUAAGGGCUCAGCCAGCCUCUACUGGGUCCCAGUCUCCACUGGUUGUGGAAGACAUAGUUAUUUCAAUCCCCCCAUGGGUGAGAGGGGAAGAGGUGAGCUGGGGGUAUGACGUAGCAGAUUCUGGUCAGGCCAAUGUGUGGGGGUUGAACUUAAGUGUGGGAAAGGAAUGCAGUGUCCCUCAGACCCUGCAUGUCCUUGGCAUCUGUGGAGUGUCUAGUGCAGCCUUGGGAGCUGCUUCCAUUUACCGUGCCCUCUGGGCAUGUCUGGGUCUCCCUCCCCCAAGCCUCUUACCCUUUCCAAUCAGAGCCACUUUCUCUGGGAUGAGCCAGCUGUCCUGAGGGACAGCCCCCUGGCAUCUCACCUGUCUUAGUCUGCAGGGUGUUUUUGCUGCUGGGUUUAGGGUGAGGCACCCUCCAAGUCAAACACAGUCUGAACAGCAGACCCUGGGUGGUGCUGCAGCUUGAAGCGCACAGGGCCUCUGGCAUAGGUGGUACCGUGCUACUGAGGUGUGGCUGGCUGGGCUCCCCAUUUAAACGAGCAGAUGACAAGAUUUCUAAUCGAGUGCUUUAUCUACACAAGGAUUUGGACCCAAUCCCAAGUCAAAGCAUAGAAAUGCAACACAUUUUUUUUUUUUGGACUGAUAUUUCUUCCUUACUUUUGCCAUUAGUGCAAAAUUUUGAUCUUUCAUUUCCCACUCUCGUGUUGGAUCCUGUCUGCAGACUGGGAGUGACUGCACCCCUUAGCCUGUGUGGGACAUGUGCUUACAUAAAGUACUAGUCUGGUAAGAUUUAUUCUAGUUAGAAGGUCAACAAAAGUUCUGUUUAGCUGAAAGUCAGUGUAGCGGCACCCACUGCUGGAACGAGGCCUGCAGGUCUGGCGGCUUUCUGUUGGCCGGGUUUCUGAAGGAGCUUGAAAGGUCGAACUGCAUUUCUUUGAAAAUGAUUACAGGCUUCUGGCUCGCCUCUCUGGGUGGCUAGUAUUUACAGUUGGUUGUGCCAUGUUAUAUUGCAUUCUGGGGUCCUCUGAGGUUUCCAGAUUGUCCCCAUGCUGUCCUGUAUGGAAUGUCAUUCCUCCCUGUCUCCAUUGCUCUAACUGCUCCCUCUGCAGCCACUAUGUACCUGCUGGGCUUUGCCCCUGGCUCUGGGACAGUGGGCAGGAUGGCUGAGUGUGUUCAGAAAAACAGACACAGGUUUGCUCCUGAAGACGUAGAGAUAUGGGAGGUGGUCUUCACCCUGGGCUUGCUGUUGGGGUACUCUGGGUAGGAUCUGAGCUGCCACCUUCCUCUAGGUCAUGCCUGUCUAUCUUUAGAAAGUCCAUUUAUUGGCUUCCAGAGUGUGCAUUAUCUACCUACCUGAGGUCAUAGUGGAGACAGGGAAGAUGUGGAUGGGAAUGUGGCCCAGUCUCCCCUCACUCUCCUGGACCAUGGGCAGCAGCUCAGGUUCUUGGAGGGCUGUCCCCCACCUUACCCCACAUUCUGAUCCACCAUAACUAUCCUUUUAUUGCUACACUCAGUCUUGGGGCUCAGAGACUUGCUGAAGCCCCCUAAGCCCUUAUGACUGAAUUUGUGUAGAUGAUGCUUAUGUUGGUAUUUGGGGGCGUUUCCACUAUGACCUCCAUGAGAGGUUCUCCCGGGCACAUCUCUGUCUCUGGGGACCACCUAAUUCACAGAGGAAACUACACUUUGCAGGUGCUGUUGGGCGCCCAGAUGUCUCUAGCUCCACUGAUGCUUGAAAACAGCUGCAGAAAAACUUGAGAUAGAAGGUCUUAGGUGGAGUUUCUGCCUCUGCUAAUGAAUGUCAAAUGGUGUUUCUUAGAAAAUAUGUGGUUCAGUUUUUUGGGCAUAGUCUUGAAGCCCAAGCCUUCCGUCUUCUUUUACCAUCUCAUUCAACCAUGUCAUGACCCACAUGUGAAACCUUAGCCCCAGUGAACCCAUAGCCAGCUAGUGGCAAAGCUGAGACUAGAACUCACAGCCCAGGGUUCUGUCCUCUGCACCAGCUGUGCAGCUGAUAGAGAAAGUGGCUGGACCUUCCAGGUUUGGGGGAAGCCAUGUUGGGAGGUACAGCACCUGGUGGGUCCUUGGUCUCUGCUAUUUUCUGUCAGGAGGGCUCUUCUCUUGGAUUGAUCAGUGAGGACCCCGGGAUUUGAUUUGAGCAAAGAGAAUGGAGAGGAAAAGGGAUUCCAGGGAACUCCUCAGUGACCUGUGGUCUUCAGCUCCAGUCUAUAAGGUGGCGGAGGCCAGGGCACAGAUGCAGUUCACCACCCUCAGCCUCCUUGCUGCAAAUUAAGACAGAAGGUGAUAAGAGAAAACUCUCUCAUCUCUCUCAGAUUCUUAAAGGAAAGUGAUUAAUAGGAACCUAGGUUCAAUUGAUCAGCCGGGACAUGGCCUAUUUCACUUUCCUUACCUUGACCCUAGAAGGUGCCAACUCAAACACUACCUUUUUCAUUUGUUUCUUAGUCUAUAGAUUCAGCUGUGUUGUGGGGAAUGGUGGGGGAUUCAAGUAGAUCUUACAGCUCCAGGGGCUGGAAGGGACCAGGCCAGUCAUCCAUGUUCAGGACCCUCUGGCUCCUCCCCCACUCCAGCUACUCCUUAUCAAAGUCAAGGGCAGGACAAUGAAGUUUGCCAAGGCUGCCCCUGCAGCUUGGUGGGGGCCUGUGGGGGCAUUCCUCUACCCAGUUCCAGUAUCUGUUUUACCAUCAGCCCCUCGUCCACCCCUAUUCCCACCCCUCUCCUUUCUGCUGGGCCAUGUACCCCUUUGUGAGGAAGAAGAUACCCUCACUUAGGGCCACAGGCAGCUGAGUCCUGCCUACUGAGAGGCUGUUGGGACAGAGGCUCUGUCCUGUGCCUUAUCAGCCCUGGGGAGAGGAUGUUUGGCUGGAAGACUGGAAUUUAAUUGCCAUUGUCUUUGAUUUUGUGAUAUUUCUGCUUGGAGGGGUGAACCCCCGCUUCCCACUCUUUAGCAUGUGUGCCAACUCUCCCCUGUCAUGGGUGUUACCCUUCAACACUCCAGCUCAGGGAGUGCUGACGUCCUCAUGUGAAGAGAUUCCUGUGUGACAGAACCUAAGAAGUGUAGCUUGGAAGUGACCCCUGUGACGAUGACGUUUCUUUCUUUCCUCUUAGUGAGGAGGUGAUUUGUAGACCCUGACUGCCUAUGUAAUGUAAAUAGUGUACAUUUAAUUUAUUGCUAUGGUAGCAUAUUGUAUUUGUUAAUGUAUAAAACAAAUUCUAAAAGGUUGACAAAUGUAUAUUUUGUUGCUUAAAUGUGUCUUUGCAGAAAUUGACAAUAAAUAACAUAUUUUGUGUCCA
Ictidomys tridecemlineatus (thirteen-lined ground squirrel) is the source of this 6726-nucleotide messenger RNA. NCBI's taxonomy places the organism in Eukaryota, Metazoa, Chordata, Mammalia, Rodentia, Sciuridae. The record is from RefSeq and is a predicted model, not a curated record.